GAGCUCUGUGUCGUCUCCGGCAGAAGGGCAGAAGGUAAAGUGGAUGAGUUGCAAGAAAACACCACACCAGGACUUGCAGGGAACCAAAGCCUGAAGAAGCAGCCAGAGGUUUCUCACCUGCAGCGGUUGGCAGAGACCAAGGCGGCGUUUCAUCCAUGGGGCACAAAUUCUCGGAGAAAGUGUCCUCGUUCCUUUUCGAAUAUGACACGCCACGGAUGGUUUUGGUGCGGAACAAGAAGGUGGGGCUCACCUUCAGGCUGAUACAGCUGGUGGUCCUUGCCUACAUCAUUGGGUGGGUUUUCCUUUAUGAGAAAGGCUACCAGUCCAGGGAUGGCAUCAUCAGCUCUGUCUCAGUGAAGCUCAAAGGAUUAACCCUGACAAAUACCAGUGAGAUCGGCCCACACAUAUGGGACGUGGCUGAUUAUGUUUUCCCUCCUCAGGGCGACAGUUCCUUUGUGGUUAUGACCAACUUCAUUAUUACCCGUGGACAGAAGCAGGAAACGUGCCCUGAGCACCCCGAAGCAGGGAAAUGUGACCAAGACAGCGAAUGCACUGCCGGAAAGUUCCUUCGUCAGGGCCAAGGUAUCAUGACUGGGAAGUGUGUGAAUUUUAGCCACACAGAGAAAACCUGCGAGAUCUUUGGGUGGUGUCCAGUGGAGAUCGAUGACAAAGUUCCUAACCCCCCUCUGCUUCUGGCGGCUGAAAACUUCACCUUGUUUAUCAAGAACAGUAUCACCUUCCCCAGGUUCAAAGUCGCCAGACGUAACCUUGUGGAGGGAGUCACUGAGCCCUUUCUCAAGAACUGCACCUACCACAAAGACAGGGAACCCCUGUGUCCUGUGUUUGAGCUGGGGUACGUGGUGGAGGAAUCCGGGCAGAAGUUUUCCGUUCUCGCCCUUAAGGGGGGCGUCGUUGGCAUCACCAUCUCCUGGGACUGUGACCUCGACUGGCCUGUGAGGCACUGUGUGCCCGUUUAUCGGUUCCAUGGGCUUUACAAUGACGACAACAACAAGCUCUCUCCAGGGUUCAACUUCAGGUACGCCAAAUAUUACAAAGAAAAUGGAAGAGACCUAAGAACCCUGUACAAGGUGUUUGGCAUCCGAUUUGACAUUCUGGUGAACGGGAAGGCAGGAAAAUUUGACAUUAUUCCAACGAUGACAACCAUAGGCUCCGGGAUUGGCAUCUUUGGAGUGGCCUCUGUACUUUGUGAUCUCCUUCUGCUCAACUUCCUAUCCAACCGGGACUACUACAAGCAGAAGAAGUUCAAGUAUGCAGAACAGGAUUCCAUCAAACCUGAAAAAGAAGACGCCGUCAUGUGCGACUUACACGGGAAGGAAAAGGCUGUUCAAUGAAAUUGAUCCACUCACCAAGCACAUGCCCCGCCUCCUCUUCCUUCUCCUUGAAUACGUGGCUGUCGACCUGAGAGAUUUAUCCACCUACCCCUUCCUGCUGAACCCCGGGAGCACGGGACUCGCCUCCCUUCUAUGGCUUGGAGAGGCUGUUUUAUAGACUCCCCCAAUAUUCUCAGUGCAGAGAACACUGAGAGGACAUGGUUUUAAGAGUCACUUGAUGUGGACACUGGAACACUAUAAAAAAAGACAAGAUGCAAGCUGUCUGGGGAGGAUUUGAGACAGCCUCUGGGACUCUCGACUGGGGAUGGUGCAGAAGCCGAGGACGUAUGUCGAAGAGACAGGGAAACACAGCAACGGUCCUUCUUGGAGUUACACUAUAGAUGCAGCCAAAUUGCACGUAGUUUCUUUUGGAAGUUAGGGAACCAGUAAUGUCAAACUAGCCUAGGGAUGUGGGGUCGAUUCCACUUGCAUUUAAAGAUGAACUUUCCUAGUAACAACGAAACAAGAUGCAGACUUAAACACAGCUGUCCUUUGAAAUUCACAAUUUUGUGAUGCAGUUCUCUUAUUCUCAUUUUUCCCCAUCUUAGGUUCAGUUGUCCACAUUUCCACAUCAGUUUGCAAUUAUAUAUAUUUUAAGAAGUCCUUGUGAAAAUGCACCAGCAUUUUAGUGCAAAUUCUCAUGUACACUUUUUUGCUUUUAAAAAAACAACAUUUUAUUGGUUUUCUUUGAUGUAUAGCAAAAUAUAACUAGUCAACUAAACUUAAUUGUAACACACACACACAUCCAGUCUUGCCAGCUACUGGGUAAGUAUUCAAUCCUUAAUAAUAUUCAUGUCUUUUUUUAGUUUUUCUACAAAAUUUCUCCUGCAUCACACAUUUUUGCAUGCAAAGCAUAUUUUGCCAAACACGGUGCAUUUUUGGUUUGCUAUUUUCACCAGCAUAUGCAUUUCUAUGAAAACUUUACCUGUGUACGAUUUUUUUGCACACACUGCUUGACUGAAAGAACAGAUUUGCAAAAUUCAGAGAAGUGCGAAUUUUGAAGGAUGGCUGUGUCUCUCAGUUCACAAAGUGUGAAUUGCAUAGAUUCAUGUUUACGUGUGAACCGAAGCAAAAUUCUCCUCCAUUCCUACAAAGCUGAUAACAAGGACUUGCACCUGGGCUGGCCUUAUGCUGACCCUCUGCAGCCGAGAAAUGUGUGGUUCUUUGGCAAUGCCCAAAGUCCUUAGAGAUGGUGGUUCUAUGUGAGCACCUCAUCUUUGCCAAUGGCAUCAAACACUCCCAAGGCUGCCAGUGACUCUGAAUGGGCCCCUUACUUAAUGGCACAGCUCAGUGGUUUAGACACACACACACACACACACACACACCCCACUGCCAUGCUUUUCAGUCAACAGCUGUUCCUGCUGCAUGAAUCCCAGGGAAGGUGGGUUGCAGAGGCCUGUUUUGAAAUAAUAUAUUUUUUAUUUUUAAAAAAAGAGAAAUAAAGACCUUUAGUUUUGGUACUACCUCAAAUUUCUUUGCUCCG
Podarcis raffonei (Aeolian wall lizard) is the source of this 2874-nucleotide messenger RNA. It is a transcript of the gene P2RX1, whose product is annotated as purinergic receptor P2X 1. Gene Ontology annotation, biological process: monoatomic cation transmembrane transport; response to ATP. The coding region runs from base 156 to 1352 and encodes 398 amino acids. Gene Ontology annotation, molecular function: ATP binding; purinergic nucleotide receptor activity; extracellularly ATP-gated monoatomic cation channel activity. The record is from RefSeq and is a predicted model, not a curated record. The transcript is spliced from 13 exons. Gene Ontology annotation, cellular component: nuclear inner membrane; plasma membrane. NCBI's taxonomy places the organism in Eukaryota, Metazoa, Chordata, Lepidosauria, Squamata, Lacertidae.